This is a messenger RNA of Staurois parvus, 352 nucleotides long. The record is from the annotation of a GenBank genome assembly. Lineage: Eukaryota; Metazoa; Chordata; Amphibia; Anura; Ranidae.
AUGCAGACUGCUUCUACAAAUAUUUCUGAGAGAAUGGGUCGCUCUCAAGAGUUCAGUGAAUUCAAGCGUGGUACUGUGAUAGGUUGCCACCUGUGCAAUAAGUCCACCCUUGACAUUUCCUUGCUACUAAAUAUUCCACAGUCAACUGUUAGUGGUAUUAUAACAAAGUGGAAGCAACUGGGAACAACAGCAACUCAGCCACGAAGUGCAGGGUCAGCGCAUGCUGAAGCGCAGUUUGCAAUAGUCACCAACUGUCUGCAGAGUCAAUAGCUAAAGCCCUCAAAACUUCAUGUGGCCUUCAGAUUAGCACAAUAACAAUUUGUAGAGAGCUUCAUGGAAUGGGUUUCCAUGG